AUGUCCGGUAUCACGAGGGGACAUUCUUGCAUGUUAUGUCAGAGACGAAAGGUCCGCUGUGACAAGCAGAAGCCCUGUGGAAAUUGUGUUAAAGCAAAUGCUGAAUGCAUUGCUAUUCCUAUGCGGCCUCGUGGGAAACGAAAUACCCCAAAGUCUCCGGGUAAAGACUUGGCUGAAAGAGUCAAAAAGUAUGAAGAGCUUAUGACUCAACAUGGAAUUGAUUUUCAAUUCCUUGUUGAUCAGGAUACUCCUGUUAUACCUAGUCUGCCCCGCAGCAAGGAGAUAUCCCCAAAUCCCGUCCCCCGGAAUGAACUCUUCAACUUUGAAUCUCUUCCUAUUGCUCUAACAUGCUUACAUACCACCAGAGACUCCAAGUGGUUCGCCUACUAUAAUGAGUAUCGAGCUACCGAUGAAAUGCUCCAUGACUCUUCUGACGAAGAAAAUGAGUGUCCAACUGUCCACAAUGCCUUUGAUACCAUGUUCAGUGACAACAGCAGCUUUCCGUUCUUCGCGGGUAGUUCAAAGACUGGACCUACUUCGCAUCCAUCUUCUACUCAGGUCUUUCAAUUAUGGCAAGGCUAUAUAACCAACGUGAAUCCUCUGCUCAAGAUCAGCCAUGUUCCUACGCUUCAGCCUCAGAUAAUUGAAGCUUGUACCAACCCUGCCAGCAUUCCGAAGCCUAUGAGUGCUCUGAUGUUUGGAAUAUACCUCACGGCCAUUAGUUCUAUGGAUGACAAAGACAUCAAAAACAUUCUUGGGGUCGACAAGUCUACUGCUUUUGCUCGAUAUCGCGGAGGUAUGGAGCAAGCUCUCAUAGAAGCUGAGUUUAUGAAAACGUCGGAUCUGAUGGUUCUUCAAGCCUACUUCUUAUAUCUAAUAAAUUUGAGGCUUUGCAUUGAUCCCCGAUCUCUCUUCUGUCUCAUUGGCAUCGCUGUGCGCAUGGCAACCCGCAUCGGCCUGCAUCGAGACGGUGCCCAAUUCGGCCUAUCUCCUUUCAACACCGAACAAAGAAGACGACUUUGGUGGCAAGUAGUCGUUCUAGACAAGCGAAUAGCUGAGAUCACCGGAUCCCCAAUAAACGCGUUAUCUUCCUCGGGGGCAGAUUGCCAGUAUCCCCUCAACGUGAACGAUACAGACCUCCACCCUCAAUCUAAAGAGCCACCAGUGCAAUCUCCCGGUCUUACCGAGAUGACAUUCGCACUCACGCGGAUCGAAAUCACGGUUGCUUCAGCACCCGAUGGAAUCCGACCAAACCCAAAAGUCCCAAAGACCGCACCCUUAAGCAAUGACUCGUCCACCACAGACUCUACCAUCCAAAAUUCGAACCCAAACACCCCCGAAAGCCUCAACCGCUACUUUGAACACAUGGAAACAAUUUAUCUGAAGCAAUGUGAUACCAAAGUCCCCAUACAACUCUUCACCCUCCUAAUGACCCGCGUAUCCAUGCACAAACUCCGAGUCCUAGACUUCGUCUGCAGAGGCGCCUCCUCUCCAGAUCCAGGGCAAGAACGACAAGACGCGGCUUUUCUGGCUGCGAUCCAAAUGCUAGAAUCAGAUAAUACCGUUCAUUCCACGGAAAGUCUGCGCGGACUGGUUUGGUACAGCCAAAUGCAUAUUCCCUUACCGGGAUACAUCUUCCUUGCGAACGAGCUCCGUCACCGCAUCACAGGCGAUCUUUGUGAACGAGCUUGGGACGCUAUCUGCCAAAGUCAUUAUCAUCAAGAUUUAAGUCGUAAUCUUCGGAGUCCGUUGCAUGUUGCUCUUGCGCACUCGCUUUUGAAGGCUUGGGGGGCGAGGGAGAGGGUUGAGUUGGAGGGUGGAAGGGUUUUGCAGGCUCCUGCUCUUGUCGCUUCUCUUCGAGAGGCCCUUCCUGGUUAUCUGGUCAGACAGAGAACUGGGAAGAGUGUAACGGGGGCUGCUAUGGAGACUGAAGAUGGUUCCAACCCAAAUUCUCGGGAUGACACCGGGAAUGUCAUGUCUGGCGAAAAUAUGCUGCUGGGCUCCAUGGCUGGGACUGGCGAUUUGCCUGGGUCAUUUGCCUUCGAUUAUGACCAGAUUUUCUGGACGAAUAUGAUGCAGGCUGGUGCUUUUGGUGAACUUUGGGAUGAUUCCGAGUAUAUUAUGCAGCAAGAGCAAUCUUAA
This is a messenger RNA of Penicillium nucicola, 2142 nucleotides long. RefSeq lists its product as uncharacterized. Bases 1 to 2142 code for a protein of 713 amino acids. NCBI's taxonomy places the organism in Eukaryota, Fungi, Ascomycota, Eurotiomycetes, Eurotiales, Aspergillaceae. The transcript has 4 exons. The record is from RefSeq and is a predicted model, not a curated record. Gene Ontology annotation, biological process: DNA-templated transcription; regulation of DNA-templated transcription. Gene Ontology annotation, molecular function: DNA binding; DNA-binding transcription factor activity, RNA polymerase II-specific; zinc ion binding.